AUGAGCAUCUACAAUGCAGUCCAUGCAGUGGCCCAUGCUUUGCAUUCUGCAGCCUUGUCUCAAGCCAUUCCCAGAAGAACACUGGGUGACAAAAGACUUCAGCCAUGGCAGAUGAUCCCGCAUUCAGUGUGUAGUGAAUAUUGCCAGCCGGGGUAUCAGAAGAAGAAGAAAGAAGGGAAAAAAUUUUGUUGUUAUGACUGUGCUCCAUGUGCAGAAGGAAAGAUUUCAGACCAGAAAGACAUGAAUGACUGUUUCAGAUGCUCAGAAGAUCAAUAUGCAAAUGAAGACCAUACUGAAUGCAUCCCCAAAGUCAUAACUUUCCUCUCCUAUGAUGAACCGUUAGGAAUCAGCUUAGCUUCAGCUGCUCUGCUUUCCUCCCUGACCACAGUCUUUGUGCUUGGAACUUUCAUUAAGCACAGAGAUACUCCAAUUGUCAAAGCCAACAACCGGGAUCUCUCCUACACUCUCCUUGUCUCCCUUCUGCUCUGUUUCCUCUGCUCUGUGCUGUUCCUUGGUAAGCCAAAGAGAGUCACCUGCCUUCUGCGACAGCCAACUUUUGGCAUGACUUUCUCAAUGGCCAUUUCUUGUGUCUUGGCUAAAACUAUCACUGUGGUGGUGGCUUUCAUGGCAACAAGACCAGGAUCCAACAUGAGGAAAUGGGUGGGAAAAAGACUAGCCAACUCCAUUGUUCUCUGCUGUUUUUUCAUUCAAGCAAUUAUUUGUAUUGGGUGGAUAACAAUCUUUCCCCCAUUCACGGAUCUUGACAAACAUUCAUUCAGCAAAUAUAUCAUUCUAGAAUGUAAUGAAGACCCCAUUGUGAUGUUUUUCCUUGUCUUGGGAUACAUGGGGCUGCUUUCCAUCAUCAGCUUCACGGUGGCCUUCCUAGCCAGAAACCUUCCAGAGAGUUUCAAUGAAGCCAAGUUCAUCACCUUCAGCAUGCUGGUGUUUUGCAGCAUUUGGUUAGCUUUUCUUCCAGCCUACCUGAGCACCAAAGGGAAAAAUAAAGUAGCAGUAGAGAUCUUUUCCAUCGUGGCCUCCAGUGCUGGCUUACUCAGUUGCAUCUUUGUCCCAAAAUGUUACAUUAUUCUGCUGAAAUCAGAGUUGAACAGCAAGGAACAGUUGACAAAGAGAAAGAACUAAGAAGCUGAUUCAUUCAUGAACCUUAUUGUUUU
This is a messenger RNA of Crotalus tigris (Tiger rattlesnake), 1172 nucleotides long. Its product is annotated as vomeronasal type-2 receptor 26-like. NCBI's taxonomy places the organism in Eukaryota, Metazoa, Chordata, Lepidosauria, Squamata, Viperidae. Gene Ontology annotation, molecular function: G protein-coupled receptor activity. Gene Ontology annotation, biological process: G protein-coupled receptor signaling pathway. The transcript is spliced from 3 exons. The record is from RefSeq and is a predicted model, not a curated record. Gene Ontology annotation, cellular component: membrane. The coding region runs from base 1 to 1140 and encodes 379 amino acids.